UGAUUUCACGAUUUGUAAUCGUAACUGUAGACCUACUAUCUUCUUGACUAUAUGAGUCUGACAUCGUUCAACAAAGAGACUUUGAACAUCGGUGGUCUUCCUGUACAAGUUUACUCAGCUUGGAGUACUAGUUUGGACCUCAGCAAACCGGUCUUCGUCUUAUUCUUUCUUCAUGGGCGCAGUGGGAAGGCGGAUCACGUAGAACCAGUUAUUAAGUCUGUUUACGAUGAUAUUGUGGGCUCUGCAAAAGUCCUUGACCAAGAUUUGGUGAUCGUCACUUUUGACCAUCGGAACCAUGGCGGUAGACUGAUCGACGAAAUGGCAAAUCAAGGUUGGAACGAAGACGAGUCGAAAUCCAAUAUUCGCCACGGAAUUGACAUGUUCGCCAUACAAGAUGGGUCUGCAAGAGACGUGUCUUUCCUGGUUGAUUAUCUCCCGGCUUAUUUAUAUCCAGAAUCUGAGCGAAAGAUAUCUGGAUGGGGAUUAGCAGGAAUUAGUUUGGGAGGACACUCGACGUGGACAGCACUUGCCAAAGAGCCCAGAAUCCAGGUCGGAAUCCCUAUCAUUGGGUGUCCCGAUUAUCUAUCACUGAUAUCUGAGCGAGCUGCGAAAUUCGGGAUUUCGGUGGACUCGGCGUCCAGGCACUUUCCAGAGAGUUUGCUAAAGCUCAUUAAGGAAGGAUCACCUCCGUCGACGCCUUAUCUAGCGCAAGAUGCCUCAAACCCAUUUCUCGGUAAAAAGGUUUUGGUCUUAUCCGGAGGUGCUGACCCUCUGGUGCCAUGGAACGCGAGCCAGAACUUCGUCGAAGGCCUUGAAGUUGGUAUUGAUGGAUAUAAGAAGGUUGUUGUUCAGCCCGACACAGGGCAUAAAGUUACGGCGGAGAUGAUAGCAGAAAUGUCGGAAUUCUUGCGAGGAGUUGUGCUGAGAGCCUGAGAUGCGCGCUUGUUUUAAUAUGCUGUACUGAGUACUGAUUAGUCAUCCAACCGAGAAUCGAAUUUGCAGUAUGUUUAUUCAACGCUUA
This is a messenger RNA of Lentinula edodes (shiitake mushroom), 1021 nucleotides long. Its product is annotated as Alpha/Beta hydrolase protein. The record is from RefSeq and is a predicted model, not a curated record. Bases 52 to 933 code for a protein of 293 amino acids. Lineage: Eukaryota; Fungi; Basidiomycota; Agaricomycetes; Agaricales; Omphalotaceae. The transcript has 5 exons.